Messenger RNA from Magallana angulata, 8405 nucleotides. Its product is annotated as CAD protein-like. Gene Ontology annotation, molecular function: dihydroorotase activity; aspartate carbamoyltransferase activity; amino acid binding. Gene Ontology annotation, biological process: L-citrulline biosynthetic process; UTP biosynthetic process; 'de novo' pyrimidine nucleobase biosynthetic process. Gene Ontology annotation, cellular component: carbamoyl-phosphate synthase complex; cytosol; cytoplasm. Bases 358 to 6966 code for a protein of 2202 amino acids. The record is from RefSeq and is a predicted model, not a curated record. Lineage: Eukaryota; Metazoa; Mollusca; Bivalvia; Ostreida; Ostreidae. The transcript has 42 exons.
GUCCUUACUAUAUAACACACGUGCAUGUAGAAUAGAAAUGGCGGUCAACAUGAGAGUCGAAUGAGUGAAGAAACGUUUGCUAUUAUACCACGUUCACAUAUUAGUUCGUCACAGUUGUUGUUUGUAACGCUGUUAUUGGUGUUUAACAAAGUGCACUGACUGCCAUGGGUCGCUGACGAUAGUUUAUUCGACUUUCAAUUGGAAAACUGAGCGACCACGCUGCCGCUGUUUGCUAAGCUUUAAACAUGGAAGCCACCAAUGGUUGGUUGGAGUUGGAAGAUGGGACGCGGUUUCCCGGUUUCAUUUUCGGGGCCAAGACGAGCGUUCCUGGAGAAGUAGGUAGUUUUUCAGACUGGAAUGGUGGGAUAUCCUGAGUCGUUGACUGAUCCUUCCUACAGUAAGCAGAUACUUAUCCUGACCUAUCCCUUGAUUGGGAACUAUGGGAUACCUGCAGAGGAGAAAGAUGAGUUCGGGCUCACUGAAUGGUUCGAGUCUGCUAAAAUCCAUGUUGCCGGGCUUAUUGUAGGGGAUGUGACGGAAAAAUAUAGUCACUGGUCCGCAGUAAAAUCACUUUCUAAAUGGCUCAGCGAAUUCAACGUCCCUGGACUGUAUGGUUUAGAUACGAGGUCUCUGACCAAGAAAAUACGUGAGAAGGGAACAAUGCUUGGGAAGAUUGUUGUGGAAGGAAUGAAAAGUUCCGAUGUCCCACUGAUAGAUCCAAACAAGAUUAACCUAGUGUCUGAAGUCUCCCUAAAGGAACCAGUUGUGUACAAUCCUAAGGGAGAACUAACCAUUCUAGCCGUGGACUGUGGAAUCAAGUACAACCAAAUCAGGUGUCUGUGUCAGAGGGGGGCAAAGGUCAAGGUCGUGCCAUGGGACUACAAGAUCUCUAGUGAUGAGUAUGAUGGGUUGUUCAUCAGUAAUGGCCCAGGAGACCCCCAGAUGUGUAAGGCAACCAUCGAAAGCUUGAGGAGAGUGGUCAAGGAAGAGAAAUACAAGCCCAUAUUUGGUAUCUGUCUGGGUCACCAACUCCUGUCCUUGGCCAUUGGGGCCAAAACAUUUAAAAUGAGGUAUGGAAAUAGGGGACAUAACUUGCCAUGUACCUACGACGACACGAUACGCUGCUACAUUACGACACAAAACCACGGAUUUGCAGUGGAUGGAGGUACUCUUCCAGAAGGUUGGAGUAGUCUGUUCAUCAAUGCCAACGACAAGACCAAUGAAGGCAUUGUACAUGACACAAAGCCAUUCUUUAGUACGCAGUUUCAUCCAGAACACAUGGGAGGGCCGAGGGAUCUGGAGUGCCUGUUUGAUGUUUUCCUAAAUCAAGUUAUUCUGCAUAAAAGAGGACAGAACAGUCCCACAGUGAAAGAGAAGCUGUAUAUGACUUUACAGACUCCUGUUCAUGUACCCCCUGUGUCAUCUGACCGCCCCAGGAAAGUCCUGAUCCUGGGCUCCGGAGGCCUGUCUAUCGGUCAAGCGGGAGAGUUUGACUACUCUGGCUCCCAGGCAGUGAAAGCCCUGAAGGAAGAGGGGAUACAGACCAUCCUGAUUAACCCUAAUAUUGCCACUGUUCAGACGUCAAAGGGACUGGCCGACAAGGUGUACUUCCUGCCCAUAACAACAGAGUACGUCACUCAGGUGAUUAAGAAUGAGCGUCCGGACGGAGUGCUGUUGACAUUUGGGGGACAGACGGCGUUGAACUGUGGGGUGCAACUCACAAAGACUGGGGUACUAGAGAAGUAUGCGGUCAAGGUGUUGGGGACCCAGGUAGCCUCCAUCGAAUGGACCGAAGACCGAGAGGUGUUUGCCAACAAAAUGGCGGAAAUUGGAGAAUCUGUGGCUCCAAGUGAAGCCGCCUACACAGUGGAACAGGUUGUACAAGCAGCUGAGCGACUAGGAUACCCAGUCUUGGUCAGAGCAGCGUUUGCUUUAGGGGGACUAGGAUCUGGGUUUGCAGACAACAAAGAACAGCUACUUACAUUGGCAUCAGCAGCUUUUGCUCACACAAGCCAGGUGUUAGUGGAUAAAUCUCUGAAGGGCUGGAAGGAGGUGGAAUAUGAAGUGGUCAGGGAUGCCUUUGACAACUGCAUUACAGUAUGUAACAUGGAGAAUGUGGACCCACUAGGUAUCCACACAGGUGAGUCCAUAGUGGUGGCUCCCAGUCAGACGCUGACCAACAUCGAGUACAACAUGCUGCGGACCACCGCCAUCAAGGUCAUCAGACACCUGGGGGUUGUCGGGGAAUGCAACAUACAGUACGCUCUCAAUCCAGAGUCAAAGGAGUACUUCAUCAUUGAAGUGAAUGCCCGUCUGUCUAGGAGCUCUGCCCUGGCUAGUAAAGCCACGGGUUAUCCCCUUGCUUAUGUGGCAGCCAAACUGUCCCUGGGAAUCCCCUUGCCAGUUCUGAGGAACUCUGUCACAAAUUCUGAGGAAAACUCCACGACGGCUUGUUUUGAACCAAGUUUGGACUACUGCGUGGUUAAGGUUCCUCGAUGGGAUCUCAAGAAGUUCUCCAGAGUGUCCACAAAGAUUGGCAGCUCCAUGAAGAGUGUGGGAGAAGUAAUGGCCAUUGGUCGCAGGUUUGAGGAAGCCGUACAGAAGGCCCUGCGGAUGAUGGAUCCGAGUGCAAUGGGUUUUGAUCCUUACUUUACAAAAGUAUCUGAGGGGGAAUUACGGGAGCCUACGGAUGAGAGGAUCUUUGUGCUGGCAGGGGCUCUGAAGCAGGGCUACAGUGUGGACAAACUGUAUGAGCUCACCAAGAUAGACAGGUGGUUCCUCCACAAGUUCAAGAACAUCACUGACUGUAUGUCAGGACUGGAGUGGUACAGAGAUAAGAUGGGCAGCAUUCCCAGGGCAGUGCUGCUGGAGGCCAAGAAACUGGGAUUUUGUGAUGAACAAAUUGCCAAGUCUGUUGAAAGCACAGAGUUAAUGGUACGCAAGAAGCGAAGUGAAUUAAAGAUUUGUCCAUGUGUGAAGCAGAUUGACACCGUAGCAGCCGAAUGGCCAGCUCAGACUAAUUACCUGUACCUGACGUACAACGGAUCAGAGAAUGACGUCUCCUUCCCAGGGGGCUACAUCAUGGUGAUAGGGUCGGGAGUGUACAGAAUCGGGAGCAGUGUGGAGUUUGAUUGGUGUGCUGUCAACUGUAUCAGAAGUCUGAGAGAGAUGGGGUACAAGACCAUAAUGGUGAACUACAACCCAGAGACUGUGAGUACGGACUACGACAUGUGUGACAGGCUCUACUUCGACGAGAUCUCCUUUGAGACAGUAAUGGACAUUUACAACUUAGAGAAUCCAGAGGGCAUCAUAUUGUCUGUAGGGGGACAGCUUCCCAACAACAUUGCCAUGCCUCUACACAGACAGCAGGCUCGUAUAUUGGGAACAUCACCAGAAUGCAUUGAUAAUGCAGAGAAUCGCUUCAAAUUUUCCCGUAUGUUGGAUAACAUGGGAAUCCAUCAGCCUAUGUGGAGAGAACUGUCUACUGUGCAGGCCGCUAAGGACUUCUGCAAGGAGGUGGGCUAUCCCUGCUUGGUCCGUCCAUCCUACGUUCUAAGCGGGGCGGCCAUGAAUGUGGCCCACUCUGACAAAGAUCUGGAAGAUUACUUGGGCCAGGCCAGCGCUGUGUCCAAGGAACACCCUGUCGUCAUCUCAAAAUUCAUCCUGGAGGCCAAGGAGAUAGAUGUGGAUGCGGUGGCGGCCGAUGGAGAGGUGAUCUGUAUGGCAGUGUCAGAACAUGUGGAGAACGCUGGGGUUCACUCAGGGGAUGCCACCCUAGUGACCCCACCCCAGGACCUGAAUGAAGAAACCUUGGCCAAGAUCAGGGUCAUCUGCUGCGCUAUUGGUCGGGCUCUAGAAGUGACUGGUCCAUUCAAUCUGCAGCUCAUUGCCAAGGACAACCAGCUGAAGGUCAUAGAGUGCAAUGUCAGAGUCUCCAGAUCUCUGCCGUUUGUCUCCAAGACUUUAGACCACGACUUCAUUGCCACGGCAACCAGAGUGAUAAUGGGAGAAGUGGUAGAGCCAAUCAAUGUGUUGUAUGGCUGUGGACGAGUUGGGGUCAAGGUUCCUGUAUUCUCCUUCUCACGGCUACAAGGAGCGGAUGUGUUGCUCGGUGUGGAGAUGGCUAGUACAGGAGAAGUGGCUUGCUUUGGGGAGAACAGAUAUGAAGCGUACCUAAAGGCCAUUAUCAGUACAGGGUUCAAGAUUCCUAAGAAAAACAUUCUCCUCUCCAUUGGAAGCUUCAAGGAUAAAAAGGAGUUACUGCCCUCCGUCAAAAGUCUACAGACCAUGGGAUACAGCUUGUAUGCCAGCAUGGGAACAGCUGAUUUCUACAAUGAGCAUGGACUGAAGGUCAAUCCUGUAGACUGGCCCUACGAGGAUACAGGGGACCACAAGAAUGGUGGGGAACAAGCGACGAUUGCCGACUACCUGUCAGACAACAUGUUUGACUUGGUCAUCAACCUGCCCCUGAGGAACUCUGGGUCCUACCGGGCAUCCUCCUUUGUCACCCAGGGAUACAAGACUCGCAGAAUGGCAGUGGACUACUCGGUGCCCCUAAUCACUGACAUCAAAUGUUCCAAGUUACUGAUUGAGUCGAUCAGGCGCCUGAAUGGAAUGGCUCCUCCCCUUAAAACGCACAUUGACUGUAUAUCGUCCAGCAGGGUCAUGAGACUGCCAGGUUUGAUUGAUGUGCAUGUCCAUGUUAGAGAGCCGGGAGCCACCCACAAAGAAGACUGGUCAAGUGCCACCUCGGCGGCCCUGGCUGGUGGUAUCACCAUGAUCCUGGCCAUGCCCAACACCAACCCCCCAACAGUGGACGAGGCAGCCCUCACUCUGACCCAAAAGUUGGCCAGACUUGGAGCUCGCUGUGACUAUGGGAUAUUCCUUGGAGCCAGCAGUGAUAACUAUACCACACUACCACUUAUCUCGCCCAAAGCUUGUGCCCUGAAGAUGUACCUAAAUGAGACCUUCACAACUCUAAAGCUGAAUGACUUAUCAGUCUGGAUGAAGCACUUUGAGCAUUGGCCAAAACACCUGCCAAUUUGUGCCCACGCAGAGGGAACACACACGGCCGCGGUGAUCUUGCUGUCAGAACUGUACAAAAGGUCCGUACACAUCUGUCACGUGGCAAGGAAAGAGGAGAUAUUGGUCAUAAAAGCAGCCAAGGAGAGAGGGUUAGCUGUAACCUGUGAAGUGGCCCCUCACCACCUGUUCUUGACCUCUGACGACCUUGAUAGGAUAGGUCAGAGUAGAGGUCAGGUCAGGCCGUGCCUGGUAACAACUGAGGAUCAAGAUACUCUGUGGGAGAACAUUGACAUCAUUGACUGCUUUGCCACAGAUCAUGCUCCCCAUGCAGUGGAGGAGAAGAACAGCGCUAAGCCCCCGCCAGGCUUCCCUGGGCUGGAGACCAUGCUGCCCCUGCUACUGACAGCUGUCCAUGAUGGGAGACUGACCAUAGAGGACUUGGUUGCCAAGCUUCAUACAAAUCCAAAAAAGAUCUUCAGUCUGCCGGAUCAGCCGGAUACGUACAUUGAGGUGGAUCUAGAACACCAUUGGACCAUACCUGAUCACAUGACCUACUCCAAAUCAAAAUGGACUCCCUUUGCAGGCAUGAAGGUGGUCGGUAAAGUCAUGAGGACUGUUCUGCGGGGAGAGGUGGCCUACAUUGAAAAUGAGAUUUUGGUUCCUAAAGGAUUUGGGUCGGAUAUCAAAAGCUAUGUCUUGCAAACUGCUGCCCCACUUGGAUCAGGGGACCAACUGCAUGUUCAGAUCCCCCCGAUCUCCUUCACUGGCUCCUCCCAACCCUCGUCUGAACCCUCCAGCCCCCGCAAACUGAUCCACACCCACCUGUCUGACCGCUCGCGCCCCCGUUUGGUGGAUCAGAGUUACGCAUUACAUGAUUUUCCUGAGACUACUAAACCAGAACCUGAAUACCGGGAGCGUGACUUAUCAGCGGGUGAUUAUGGACGACGGGACCCAGCCUUCCUUCCCCCUGUCCCUCAUGGAAUUCCGCAGCCCCCAGGGAUGCCGUAUUACACCCAGGGAGUCACAGGACAUCACAUUUUGUCUGUGAAAAGUUUCACUAAGGACCAGCUACAUUCCCUGUUUAACCUGGCCCACCAGUUCAGAGUAGCUGUGCUGAGAGACCGCCCCCUGGACUACAUCCUCAAGGGUAAGGUCAUGGCCUCCAUGUUCUUUGAGGUCAGCACAAGAACGAGCUGUUCAUUCUCCGCGGCCAUGCAGAGACUGGGGGGUAGUGUAGUCACCCUGGAGUCUUCAAUGUCGUCCCUCCAGAAAGGAGAGUCGCUCCAUGACUCUGUGAUGAUGAUGGCCGGGUAUUCAGACGUGAUUGUGAUGCGGCACCCCACCCCUGGUGUCAUGACGGAGGCUGUUAAGAUGUGUAGGAAGCCCGUGAUCAACGCCGGGGAUGGAGUGGGGGAACACCCCACACAGGCUCUGCUGGACGUGUUCACCAUACGGGAGGAAAUCGGAACCGUCAACGGCCUCACGAUUACUAUGGUUGGUGAUCUGAAAAAUGGCCGGACAGUUCACUCACUGGCGCGACUGUUGACGCAGUACAGAGUCAAUCUGUGUUACGUGUCACCAGAAUCUCUGAAAAUGCCAGAGGAUGUAAAACGAGAUGUCACAGCCAAAGGAGUAUCCCAGGCAGAGUUCACUUCUCUAGAGGACGUCUUAUCCGACACUGAUGUUUUGUACAUGACUCGUAUACAAAAGGAGAGAUUCGUCAGUGAGGAGGAGUACAAAAAGGUGUGUGGUCAGUAUGUCAUUGUACCUGAGACAAUGAGGAAGGCCAAGAAGAAGAUGGUUGUGAUGCAUCCGCUACCCCGGGUCAACGAAAUUCACCCUGAGUUAGACUCGGAUCCUCGCGCGGCGUACUUCAGACAGGCAGAGAACGGGAUGUAUGUCAGAAUGGCGUUACUGGCCCUGGUCCUGGGAAAGUGCUGAUCAAGCUGUUCACUGGGCAUUACUUGCUUCAGUUGUAAACUUGAGUUUACUAAUCAGAAACUAAUCACCACAAAACUAACUUUUUUUUGUAUAAAAUUUACAUUUAUUGUGGAGUCAUUUCAAUUCGUGGGGUUCAAUUUUUGUGGAUUGUGAAUUGUUUGCUCAAUCACAGGAAUGUAAUUUCGUGGAUGUGUCGGUUACUGUUAAAUAACAAAGAUAACUCUUUCUAAAAUUAUUUUCAUUGAUGAUUUAAAAUUGUAGGGGAGGCUUACCCACAAAUACCACGAUAAUUGAGCCACCACGAAUUCUAAGGAUUCCACAGUAUUUUGUUCUAAACUUGUUAUUGCCUCAGCUAUAGACUGGCAUUACUUGCUUUAGUUCAACCUGAGCUUACUCACUUAAGUCACACAACUGGAGAUCUUUAGUUGAAAAGUGGCCAUUACUUGCUUUAUUAAGUCAUUUUUUGUGUUCAUCAUAUUGAAAUAUGAUUAAAUAUUUUGACCAAAGUGUAAUACACUGCUUUGUGAUUCAGGAAAAUGUCGUAAGAGACAGAAGUUGUGCUCUUGAACAAAUGUCUUAUUUUUGUGAAGACACUUGAUCAUUAUAAGUGCUAGGUAGCAAGUGCUAAUAAUUACCAUUUACAAGUCUAUAUAGAAAUAAUAUGUAUUGAAUCAUUAUAAUUUUGGAUGGUUGUUUUUGUUAUAUUUACUGUAUCUUGUAUGUUGAUAGCACAAUAAUAAUUUUGUAGUACAUUGAUGUUCUCUUUGUUUUAACGAGGUGUAUUCUAUUCCAGUCUAUUCUACUGCCAAUACGUUGUUCAUACAAUCCUAUUGUUCAUAUACUCGUAUAUGUGUUCACCAACAUGAGAUUCAUGUCCAUUUAAUCAUAUUGUUUAUCCACACCCUUAGCUGUGAAUCAUUGUUUUAAUCUUACUGCCUAUGCGUAUAAGCCUGGAAGUCAUGUACCCAAUAAAUUAUUUCCAUCUAAUUCCACUGCCUUUAUAUAUUCACAUGAAUUCCAAUUUUUGUUUUCGCCAGCAUUUCUGUAUAUGAACAAAUGUGUGUAAAUUCUGCAAAUAUAGAUGUUUAUUGUUGAGUGAAAAGAAUAUUAUACAAUGUAUGUUCAGUUUUUCUCAGGCUGUCCUAUUAUUGAGGAUGAUUGACUUUAUAUUAAAUGCCAGACAGAUAGAAAUAAAAAAACCAAAAAAAAAACUUUUUGUACAGGGCUGUCUGCCAUUCUUAAAAUGUGGGAUCAUUACUGAUCUCUCGGUUGUAAACUGUAGUUUAUCAAGUGGGAAGCAUAAACAAUUAUGGUAGUUAAAGAAUCUCAAGAUUUAUUUUUGUUUUCAAAACUUAUUUACACUUUAUAGAGCUUUGUACAAACACUUUGUUUGCUGCCAAGAAUUUUGCUUUAUGAAUAAAAUUCUAUUUUGUUGCCUA